Belonocnema kinseyi is the source of this 678-nucleotide messenger RNA. RefSeq names its product cytochrome P450 4C1-like. Gene Ontology annotation, molecular function: iron ion binding; heme binding; oxidoreductase activity, acting on paired donors, with incorporation or reduction of molecular oxygen. The coding region runs from base 145 to 594 and encodes 149 amino acids. The transcript is spliced from 2 exons. NCBI's taxonomy places the organism in Eukaryota, Metazoa, Arthropoda, Insecta, Hymenoptera, Cynipidae. The record is from RefSeq and is a predicted model, not a curated record.
GCUUUUAAUAUUUAUUAGGGUCACGACACGACGGCAGCUGGGAUAAACUGGACGCUUUUUAAUUUGGGAAACAAUCUCGAUAUUCAGGAUAAGGUUCAUGAAGAACUGGAUGAUGUUUUUGGAGAUUCAGAAAAACCAGCAUCGAUGAAAGAAAUUACAGAACUGAAAUAUCUCGACAGAGUGAUUAAAGAAAACCUCAGAUUGAAUCCCUCCGUUCCUGGAAUUGGAAGAAGAUUAACUGAAGAUAUUAUAUUAGACGGAUACUUUAUCCCUAAAGGGUGCAACAUAAACUUAUCAAUCAUGAGUUUACAUCGAGAUCCAGAAGUGUGGAAUGAUCCUCUAAAAUUUGAUCCGGAUAGAUUUCUGCCAGAAAAUUGCAUAGGUCGGCAUCCUUAUGCUUACGUUCCUUUUAGUGCUGGACCCCGAAACUGUAUAGGGCAAAAAUUUGCAAUGGCGGAACAAAAAAUUGUUCUCACAUCAAUUUUAAGAAAAUGGAGAGUCAAAAGUGCAAAAUCUCAAGAAGAAAUGAAAUUAAGAUCCACUUUUAUCUUGAGGCCACACGAGGGCAACCCUAUGUAUUUUACUCGGAAAUGAUAUAGAAAAUCUUGUAUUACUGCUUCAUUAUAUAUCAAAAAUGUAAUUUAGUUUUCAUUAAAGUUAUUCAAAUUUGAGAACAUA